UUACACAGUGCUCAGCAAAGUACAACACUCCGAAGCGAGAGUUUCCAAAUCCUAAUUCCAUCCUCUUCUACCUUCAAUCUUCCAAUAAUACUUUUAUCUGUCGAUUUCGUCACAGAAAUAUCUGUUCCCGGAUUUUUUUCUUCUUGUCAUUUUAAAAAAGUUACAAUUCAAUUUAUAGAGAUUCAUUCAAUCCAAAUCGAAAGAGAGGGGAAAUGUCGAAGAAGAAGGCAACGAUGACGCUCAAGGAUUUUCAUGGCGGUUCCAUUCCUUCCGAUCUCCCUCUCCCCUCUGCACCCCGCGUGACUGUGAGGCCCGCUGAUCGUGGUGGAUUUGAUAGGCAAAUGUCAUGGGGUAACUCAGCAGGAAGGCCUGAACAUUGGUUGCAGCCAGCAUCUGCUGGCUCAGCUGGGACCCUUGAUGAAAAAUCUCCUUUUCUAAGUCAUAGUUCCCAUAUAGGUCAAUUUCGAUGAGGAUGAGCGCAAGCCUUUAGAUGGGGUUUCAGGCCCUCGCCAAACAGUUGCAGACGGAAGCCUUCGUGCUCAAUCUAGUCGCAUGACGGAGCAUAAGGCAGAUAAUACUAUAUCUGAUAGAGUUGGUAGUAGUCCUUCAAUUCCUGUAUCUCAGCUAUCAACUAGCUCCACUGGUGGCUCUUACGCAGGGAAGGUUGUUGAAGUGCAUAAUUCUAAGCCUAACAAUCAAUAUUUAAGUGGUAGCCUCAGUUAUGGGUCAAGUUAUCCAGUUUUUGGUGGCAAUGCUGGGCAAGCAGUAGCUGGAUCACAUCCAAAUGCCUGGGGGAUAAGGAAGGAGGCUUCAAGAAUGAAAGAGCCUGUAGCUGCUGCAUGGUCAGCUCCAGAUGCUGAGACAAAGUUAGCCCAUGCCAGUGCUCUCGAGAAGGUCUCAUCUGGCCGGUGGAGCUCAAAACAACAAAUUAAUCCUCGAAAAGAUGUUGCAGUUUUAGGACGUCCCGAAACUGAGGGAAAGUUUGAGUAUAGUUCUAGCAAUGCAUACACUAGGAAAAGCUACAAUAGGUUAGAUGUGGUUGCUGACUCUGACUAUCAAGACAAUGGUUUGGUAAUGCAUGCUGAAAGAAGUCUAACAUUCAGAGAUGGGAUUCAUGGUGGUGGAAAGGAGGCACCUCAAUCUUAUGAGAGGUCUAAAUCUGCAAUACGUGUGGAUUCAAAUGAGAAAUACACUGCUGCUACUGUUAAUGGUUUCCAAUCAAUCCAGUCCUCUUUGAAACCUGUAGGGGCUGAGUUUCAGUUGUCUACAGAAUUAUCAGAAAGACCAAAGCUUAAAUUACUUCCAAGAUCAAACCCAUUGGAGAACAUAGAAUCACCAAGUGAGCACAAGCAGGUAAAUUUGUGAAAAAAAUCUGUAGACACCACCACCACCACCACCAGAGGUAACGGACAAGGCAUAAGAUGCAGGCAAAUGUUCAAGUAUCUGAAAUCGAUUUUCACACAGUAGUGGGACUGUUUUGAAAUUGUUACUAACUCUGGGGUUAUUUUUAGUGAUUUUCUGUUGUGUGGUGUACAGUUUGGGAUUUUUGGAAGUAUGGGGGUCGAUUUGCAAUUUCUGGGGUCCAAUUAGCAAUUUUCCAGGAGGGGGGGUCCUUAUUAGGGAGUAAGAAAGUGUGGGGGUUUGGGAAUAAAUUCCCAAACCCUAAUUUACCUCCCAAAUUCGGCGCCUCUGUUUCAUUACCUCCCUUAUCCGACGAUUCGGCGUCGCCUCCUCCCUUGGCGACUGUUGCGACUCCGGUCGUUGUAGCUUCCAUCCCCGGGUUGCCGCCUCAGUUGUUAGCGGCUCCCAAGUUGCUCCCGAUGGCGGCGACCGGUUCUCCUCUUCCUACUGCCGCUGCUACUUGGCCGCUAUUUCUGAGCGAUGUCGGCGGUGGUUUGACUUUCCUCUCUUGCCACCACUCCGGGUAGCCAUGGAUUUCGAAGCAGGAUUCACGUAUGUGCUUUUUCUUCCCACAAUGGGAGCAGACGAGUUUUGAUUUAUCCUCUCCGGUCAGUUUGUGCCACCCACCACCGUUGCUGCCGCCGAGGUUCCAUUGAGGAUGGAACCGAAGGUUCUGCCAUUGGUGAGUCACGGCCAGACCAGCCCCGAUUCCCUAUACGCCGGAGUCCUCUGUCUUGAGGACGCUGGAUCUGACGUCUUCUCGCCGGAGGAUGGCGUAUGCCGCUUCGGCCGAGGGAAGUGGUUUUGUCCUUAGUAUCUCCUUUUUGAUGUUCUCAUACUUGCUAUUCAGAGCUAUAAGUAAUUGGAACAAUCUCUGUUCUUGGUUCUCGGUAUUGUAUAUGUUGAUGUCUUAUGCGCAUUUCAUUUGGAUGUCUUCGGUCUAUGGAAAUCCAUAAAUCGUUCAAUUGGGUCCAUAUUUCCUCCAGUGGCUCCUCCUGUUUUAAUGUGAUUGUUUUUGCAUAUAGAUCGUAUACUUGGAUUUUGUCACUCCCGCUAGCAUAGGUGACUUCGAUGCUAACCCAUGUCUCUGGCCGUCGGAUAUUGGGUCAAUCGGCUUACUAGCCUCUGUUCCACAUUCUGGCUCAGCCAUGUGAAAACGCAAUGGUCAGCCUGUUGCCACUUUUCGAAAGCUUGGUCGGUUUUUUCCGGAGGGGGUGGGACUCCAGUGAUGUGAGACAUCAUCCCCCUCCCAUUGAUUGCCGCUUUCAUGAGGAUAGACCACUGGGGGUAAUUGUCACCAUUUAGUUUCUCUGCAAUAACUAAUGGUGAGGAAUCAAUUCUGUAGGUUUCUGGUGUUGAUUCUGGAGGUUUGGUGGUAAUUAUUUGGUUCUGACUUUGUGCGAUACUUGCACGCAUAAAUUCGGCAAACAUUCGAGCGAAUUGCUCUGUUUCCGUUGGUUUUGGUGGUUCGUCGUUGUCUGACAUGUUUUUGUCUCUGCAGGAUCUGCCGGGUUUUGGCUAAAAGGUUUGAGAUUGGUCCGAGACAGUGAUGAGACUACUCUGAGUAUCACCCCCGCUCUGAUACCAUCUUGAAUGGUGUAUUAGACAUAAUUUAGGGAUAGAAGAACAAUGAGAGGAAUUGUGAAAUUGAUACUUUGAUGAUAUUUCAUUACUGCAGAGACUAUCCCUUUAUAUAGAGUUGAUACAUGUGUAAUUAUGAUAUAAUAUUAAUCAAAUAUCAAUCUUGUUAUUCUA
Salvia splendens (bonfire salvia) is the source of this 3156-nucleotide messenger RNA. RefSeq lists its product as uncharacterized. The record is from RefSeq and is a predicted model, not a curated record. The coding region runs from base 553 to 1365 and encodes 270 amino acids. NCBI's taxonomy places the organism in Eukaryota, Viridiplantae, Streptophyta, Magnoliopsida, Lamiales, Lamiaceae. The transcript is spliced from 2 exons. Gene Ontology annotation, molecular function: mRNA binding; translation initiation factor activity.